CCUUUCAAAAUGGUUGCGCAUGUCGGAACACCCUACAUAUGUACAUAGAAAUAUGUGCACGCUUAUCACUGUGGGAACUGGUACAAUUGCAGUGUUUUAUAUUCUUGAUUUGCACUUCGAAAGCAAGCACUGUAUCUUAUUCAGAGCGUACUCCGGCUAUGCUGUCUCGCACCGGUGCAAGCCAAGGUGAGCAAUGCCCCCUCUGCAAUCCCCUGUUCCGCUACCCAUGAUAUCCACAGCCAUCUGGAAUUCGUGCUGCAGCUGCUGCCUCGCAACGUCACAGAAAACAGCGAAUUACUUUGCAUUUUUGGGCCAUUUCAAAGUGGACAAAACGCAGCUCUCUAUGGCGAACGAUGACACCGUAUAACUUUUCCCUUGGGGAAGUUGGACCAGAAGUACCAACGCCACUACCAAUUCCAUCUUCCGGACGAUUUGACAUUUGGUCCUUGGCUGGUGUAAUCAACUCGAGAACCACCUUCAUCGGAUUUAUGUGAGCGUGGGGAUCUCUUCUUGGAAGGAGCAAUCGAGGAAAUUGAGUAGUAGAUGCUGAUUGAAAUUGAUCGAAGCCCAUUGGCAAUCCUUUAUUAUGCUCGCGUAGUUCAUCCCGCCAUUCAAUCCCCGUCAAAUAUUCUACCUGAUUGGUCUAUUACGUUGGACGAGGUCACUCGUAGAUAUUGCCUCGAGGAGCCCAGCAUAUUCGUAAAUAACAGAUACAUUGCACGACUACCCAGAAAAAAAUGGGGCACGACGCACGGUUAAGAAUGGCCACGACGUGACUUGUGUUGGCAACACAGACGGUGGUUUCGGCACGCCAAGCGUCUCCGCAGUUUAGCUAAUUAAGUUUCGGCAUGCUCCCGAUUUUUCCGCUUCAAGUUUUGAAAGGAUAAUGUGUAACAUCACGUUGCAGUGCACAAAACUGUUUUUAUAUCUGUGAGAGCGCGAGUUUAUAUUUGUUGUUUUGUUGUUAACUUUGAGCGGCGGAGCAAGCAGCUUUCAAAAACUGUCGUCUGCCACCUUUUACAAUGCAAUGACAGACGCCGCGACGCUGCUCACCAGCCUCUAGAAAGAGCACACGUAUUCGUCUAUGCCAUAAACGAUCCUUACAGUGUGUGUGUGUGUGUGCGUGAAAUGACACUCGUGUUCAUUUUCAACUACAGAAACAUUGCACAUGCUCAGGAUUACAAGAAAAAAGGUACGAAGGAGCCGUGAUACAUGAUGACGACAGCUUCGACAAAGAAAUUGCUGACGGCGUAAAAUCAGUGCAGUACACCGAGGUGGUAUCGUGGCUCUCCAAUGAGUUGAACGUUCUCUGCAAAAUGGAAGAUAGUGUGAACACUAUAACUGAUCCUGACGACUGGAACACAUUUCAACUGGAACUCAGCGCUUUCCUGAAAGAAAUGCACUGCCCAAUACAAGCGCUGACAGAAGGAUCCAUGAGCCAACGACUUGUAUCCCGAGAGAACAAGCUCCUGUGUCUCAGUUUUCUGUGCUCUGAACUCGAGGCUGCCCGGAUGAUGAAGGUCUUGAAGCCCCAGAGUAGUGGGCUUGAAGUUCAAAUGAAAGAGUCACCCACAGCAAAGAGCCUAAAGGCACUGAUUGUGACCCUCGGUUUUGGAAAGCCCCCUGCUAGCAUCACCCCAGCCCAAUUGUUCUCCAAAGUGGAAACUAAGUUACGAGAGAUAGUGCCAAAAGUAGGGUCGGAAGUGAUGAGCAGCAAACCCCUGUUUACCGGCGGCCUCUCUGAGAAACAAUGGUUUGCCCUGGAAAAGCUGCACGAGCAAAUGCAGGAGGAGUACCGCAUUCGUAGAGAAACGCUGAUCAAGCGUCUUGAUGUGACGAUUCAGUCGUUCAAGUGGGCAGAGAGACUCAAGGGUUUUGAAGACAAAAUAGCGCAAGCUUACAUGCCAAGGAGGCGACUCCUCGUAAUUGAACCAAAUGUGACAGUUGGGGAUGUCCUUGCAGCUCGUGAAGACUUGGCGAUAAUUGACAAGACCAGCAGUGCAUCGGUGCGCAAAAACACGCAGAGCAAAGUGAACAAGGUGCUGAUCGGUUCUGUGCCCGACCGCGGAGGACGUCCGGAAGAACAGGCCCCUCCUCCGCCAGAGAUGCCCAGUUGGCAGAAACGCACCGAUCCACCUCCACGUGGUGGUGGUCAUGGAAGAGGAGGAGGAACUCAAUACUCAUCUGGUCGCGUUCAAGGAGCCGGAUGGGACAAUCGCAAGGACUACGGGGGAAGAGGAGGUGAUGGUGGGGGAGGAUAUGGAGCUAGAGGAGAUGGUGGAGGCUAUGGUGGAAGACAGAUUAACUAUCAAGGCAACUACGGAGGGGGUGGCUAUGGCCAGGAGCAGAGAGGUCAUGGCCACCAAGACAGUUCUGGCAGUGGUGGUGGCUACGUACAGCAAGAAGGUUACAGAGGGGGUGGUGGUGGGAGAGGUGGACGAGGGGGGAGAGGUGGAAGGAGGUGAUGGAGGAUGAAGGGUAGUGUGUGUAUUUGGCUACAAUGAAGUAAUUUAAGUUUCCAAUGAAUGCCUGUAAGUGUAUGUGUGUCCGUGCGUCUGGCUUUGAAAGGUAAUAAAAGCUGUGCUAUGCAAUGAACA
Molecule: messenger RNA, 2597 nt
Organism: Ornithodoros turicata
Lineage: Eukaryota; Metazoa; Arthropoda; Arachnida; Ixodida; Argasidae
Product: protein FAM98A-like
Exons: 10
Coding region: 1317-2465 (382 amino acids)
Cellular component (GO): tRNA-splicing ligase complex
Source: RefSeq, a predicted model, not a curated record